AUGCCGUCCGUAAAAAGAGCAAUUCGGAUCGCCGGGUCCUCCGGCGGCUUCUCCGACCGGCAGCGCGCCAUCGGCGACCUCGCCAAGAACUGCGACAUCGACUGCAUCAUCGGUGACUGGUUGUCAGAGUGUACCAUGACACUCCACGGAGCUCAGAAGACCGAGAACCAACGACUGAAGCAGGCCGGGCAGCUGGCAGCGGAUACCGUUGGCCUCUUCGACCCCACGUUCAUGGAGAACCUCUCGCCGGCGCUGUCGUACAUGCAGAAGAAGAACAUCAAGAUGGCCGUCAACGCCGGCGCCAGUGACACUGAGUUGCUCGCCGGGCUGGUUGAAGAAGAGAUCAAGAAGCAGGGACUGGACUUGAAAGUCGGCUGGGUCAGCGGCGAUGAAGUCACCGAGACGGUGAAGAGACUCCAUGCUGAGGGUGAGGUUUUCACGAGCUUGAUGAACGGGCAGCCGUUGAAGGAUUGGGGGUUUGAUGACAUUCUUGCUGCACAGUGUUACCUCGGCGGCGCUGGCAUCGCAGAGGCUCUCCGUCAGGGGUGUGACAUUGUCAUCGCUGGCCGUGUUGCCGAUGCAGCCCCGACCAUUGGCGCGUCAAUGUGGUGGCACGGCUGGGACCGCGAAACCGACCUCGACCAAAUUGCUGGCUCACUGGUCUGUGGCCAUUUGAUCGAGUGCUCUGCUUACGUCUGUGGCGGGUACUACUCCGGCUUCAAGGCGUUGAUGGACAAGUGUGAGAACAUUGGGUUCCCCAUCGCCGAAGUAGAGGCCGACGGCACCUGCGUCAUUACUAAGGAGCCUGGAACUGGAGGUGAAGUGUCCGUUGGAACAGUCAGCUCGCAGCUGCUGUAUGAAAUUCAAGGACCCCUUUACUACGGCUCCGAUGUCACUGCCAACCUCGAAGGAGUGGUGAUGGCCCAGGUUGGCCCGGAUCGGGUGCAAGUCACCGGCGUCAAGGGUCUCCCGGCUCCGUCAACGACGAAAGUUGGAUUGACUGCUUUUGGCGGAUAUCAGGCAGAGUUUCACUACUACAUCGUCGGCCUCGAUCUCGAAGCCAAGGCCGAGUGGACGGAGCGGCAGAUUCGCCACUCCAUUGGCGAUGCCAUCAAGGAUCUGUCCUGCCUCAAAUUUACCUUGAACGGCUACUGCCCCGAGAACCCACGAAACCAAGAAGUGGCAACAGUCGACUUCCGGAUAUUCGUUCAGACAAAGCGCAAGGCACUGGUCGACAAGUUCACCCUUGACGUCCCUGGGUUCAACCGCUGGUGCAUGGAGAAUUUCCUGCAAAGUUGCCCCGGAGCGACGUUGGGCAAUGAUCAGAGGCAAUCGGAAGGAAAGCCCUUCUUCGAAUACUACGUCACCCUAUUGCCGCAGUCUGAGGUGAAGCAUCGUGUCGAGAUGCCAUGGGCUGGCAAGUCGAUCGAGAUCCCGGUGCAGAAGAACGUCCGGGCAGACUACCCGCGCGACCAGAACAGCUACGAGACGAGCAACCCUGUAGACCUCGAUAACUUUGGUCCCACGACGAGGGGCCCGCUUGGAUGGAUUGUCGGUGGCCGAUCGGGCGAUAAGGCGAGCGACGCCAAUGUUGGGUUCUACGUCCGACAUGCUGAUGAGUGGGACUGGCUGCGGAGUGUGUUAACAACCGAAAAGAUCAAACAGUUGCUGGACGGCAGUGAUAAAGGGAAGAAGGUUGAGAGGUUUGAAAUUCCGGGCAUCAGGGCUGUUCACUUCUUGUUGAGAGAUCACUUGGACCGUGGUUUCAACUCGACGAGUGAAUAUGACACGCUCGGGAAGAAUGUGUGUGAGUAUUUGCGGGCAAAACACGUGGACAUCCCGAACAAAUUCCUUCGUCGUGGCAUCUUCUAA
This is a messenger RNA of Colletotrichum siamense, 1872 nucleotides long. RefSeq lists its product as uncharacterized. The transcript has 2 exons. The record is from RefSeq and is a predicted model, not a curated record. Lineage: Eukaryota; Fungi; Ascomycota; Sordariomycetes; Glomerellales; Glomerellaceae. Bases 1 to 1872 code for a protein of 623 amino acids.